Symbiodinium natans is the source of this 1233-nucleotide messenger RNA. Lineage: Eukaryota; Dinophyceae; Suessiales; Symbiodiniaceae. The record is from the annotation of a GenBank genome assembly.
AUGGUUACGGCUUCGCCCAGUUCGAUAGGUCACCAGGAGGCCUACAAGGCCUCCGUCACGGUCUUCUUGAAGUCCCCUUGCCGGCAGACAACGGCCUCAAGCCACGCGGCCUCGCCCGGGGCGCCUUCGGGCCCCAAAAGCGCCGGAAAUCCAGCAGGCAAGAAGAAGGAGGCCUUAGGGAAGUCCCGGAGCUUGCUUUCCAGCCAGUCCGAGACGCACAUCAAGGCCCAUGAGGCCCGCAAGAGCUUCCAGCGGCCCAAGUUUUGGGUCUUGUUUUUGGGCUGGUUCCUGGCCAGCUGCGCAGGGUUCGUGAACACCUGCGCGUUCUUGACCUGGGGCAUGUUCGCCUCUCACAUGACGGGUGCUUCAUCGAGCAUCGGUCUGCACCUGGAAGGCUACCACCACAAGGAGUCGACCCUGCUGGAGAUUCAUCAGGCCUUGGCAGUGGUCUUCUCCUUCGUGCUGGGCUCCUUCACCUGUGGCCUCCUCAUCGAUAAGAACCAGGUGCACUUCGGGGGGAAGUCGUGGUACGGCGUGGCUCUGGUUGGGAACGCAGUGCUGAUCUUCACCGCUGCGCUCAUUCCGAAGCAGCCUCUGCUGUCAGUGUGCUUGAUGGCCGUCGCCUGUGGCCUGCAGAAUGCCAUGUGCACUUCGCACUUUGGCGCCGUGGUCCGCACAACGCACCUCACCGGCACCCUGACGGACAUCGGCUCGACCCUGGGACGCGCCGCGAUGAUCUGCCUCCGGCGAGGAUGCAGGCGAUCGCCCAUGAACGUCCUGGAGAAGGCGGAGAUCGGCGUGGACGCACGGAAGCUCUUGGUGCUCCUCCCGAUGUGGCUGAGCUUCGUGCUGGGCAGCAUCAUGGGGGCCUACGCUGAGGAUGCCUUCGGCAUCCAGGCCCUCUUCUUCCCAGCCUCGAUGACGCUCGCGAUCGGGCUGGUCUACAUGUUCCUCCGGCAGCUGCUUUCGGACAUGUUCACCCGCAUCGAGCAGGAGAGCCUCAAGGAUCAGAUUCAGGCUGUGCACCUUGCGGUCCAGCGUGCGAACACGAGCCUGUCGAACCUGGACCUGUCGGAGGCAGGGGCCGAAUUGGCAGAACUCCAGGAGUUGGACGAGGAGAUGGGGACCAUGCUCGAAGCACUGGAGGCGAGCCGAAUCACGAAUGAGACGUCGCCCAUCCGAAGCAGUUCGCCUCAGAGCUGGAGGACGCCAAUUGGGGUGUUUAGGGUGUAG